AUGGUCCUCAUGGGAAUGAAUAAAGGCGACGUGGACGCUAUGGUGAAAGACGUGUUCGAGCCUGCACGUCAGAAGUACUUCACCAUUAUUACAAAGAGUUCUCAAGGAAAACAAAACUGUACAUUUGGAUAUCUUGUCGGAAAUUCGCUGACGUUUGCUGAUCUCUACGUGGCCGAGAUGACCACUUUCUUGGAGAAGCACCCACAGCUCUACGACGGCUUCCCAGAGAUGAAAGCUCACGCUGAAAGGUCCGCUCGACCCCGAAACUGA
Molecule: messenger RNA, 270 nt
Organism: Ostertagia ostertagi
Lineage: Eukaryota; Metazoa; Nematoda; Chromadorea; Rhabditida; Trichostrongylidae
Source: the annotation of a GenBank genome assembly